CUGAUUCAAGACAACAUAGUUCUGUUCAGGACUCUACACUGGGGAUAAGGACAUGGGACUCCUCCUGCCAGAUUCCAGAUGGUUCAUUACAACUGACAUCUUGGUUGACAACUGUGAAAAGCAACUUUGGAUUAUUUUAUUUUAUUUUUGUGGGAGACCACAAUCCCCAAACUGUAGGACAUAUCAGGUUCCAUAUUUCUUGUAGAAUUUUAAAAUAACCUUUUCUAAUGAGGAUGUCUGAUAUUCUUACUGUAAAAGAUGAAACUGAUACAAUGAAGGGUUCAGAAGCUGAAUUUGAAGAUACAGACCCAGUUGAAAACCUUAUAAAAUCAGGAAGUCAGGAGCAGAUUCAAGCUGAAAAGGAUGAAAAUUGUCCUGAUGGCAAAAACAACAUGCCGCGGCCAGUGCAAUCUUUUGGACAGACAGCAAAAAGGUCAAAGUCAAACACAAAGUUAAAGUUAGUUCGGAGCCUUGCUGUAUGUGAAGAAUAUCCACCACCUCCUACAGCUGAAAUAUCACAGGACCUCCAGGAGAAAAUUCAGAUCCAGUUGUCACAGUCUUUUGAAAAAGAGGAAAAGCCUGCAAAAGAUGAAACAGAAAAAGAGAAAUCCGGUGAUAAACUGUCCAGAAAAAUGUUAUCAAGAGAUUCCAGCCAAGAAUACACGGAUUCCACUGGUAUAGAUCUCCAUGAAUUUUUAGUAAAUACAUUAAAAAACAAUCCCAGACCUGACCAAAAGUUUUGUGAACACAUAAAGGAUGAGAAGAGUGACGACUUCCAGAAGCGGUACAUCCUUAAAAGAGAUAACUCUAGUUUAGACAAAGAUGACAACCAGAUGAGAAUGCGAUUAAAAGAUGACAGAAGAAGUAAAUCCAUAGAAGAACGUGAAGAGGAAUAUCAGAGAGCUAGAGAGAGAAUAUUUGCACAAGAUUCCCUGUGUCCUCAAGAGAAUUAUUUCACUGAUAAAAGAAUCCAGGAGGAAGAAACUAAUAGUACACAACAAAGACGACAGAUACUUAGAAUCAAUAAGGAAGCAUCAGGGAGAUCUGCCAACAGCCAUCAGAGCAGUACUGAGAAUGAGGUGAAGUAUUGUGAGCCCCGUCCCUGGAGCAGCACUGACUCCGACAGCUCCCUCCGCAACCUGAAGCCAGCUGUAACCAAAGCCAGCAGCUUCAGUGGGAUAUCAGUUCUGACAAGAGGAGAUAGCUCUGGAAGCAGCAAAAGCACAGGCAGGCUGUCUAAGACAGGUUCAGAGUCUUCUAGUAGUGUAGGGUCAUCCACGGGUUCUCUUUCUCACACCCAGCAGCCUCUUCCAGUGCCAGCUCUAAGCCAGCCUUCUCAUGGCACAUCUGCCGUCUAUCCAACCGUCAGCACUAGUAACUCUCUUUCCUUUGAUGGUGGCAUAAGUGGGCAAGUGGCACCUACUAGCACUAGCUUCUUUUUGCUUCCCUUGGAAGCGGCAGGCAUACCGCCUGGCAGUGUGCUGAUCAACCCUCAAACAGGUCAGCCAUUCCUUAACCCCGAUGGCACUCCAGUUGUGUACAAUCCUCCUAUGCCUCAGCAACCUGUUAGGACCCAAGUGCCUGGACCUCCGCAACAGCCACCUCUUCCUGCCCACCCUCAGCAGCAGACAGCAGCUAAUCACAUCCUCUCACAGCAAGACAACCUAGGAUCACAAUUUAGCCAUAUGAGUCUUGCCCGCCAGCCCCCUGCUGACCCCACUGAACCUCACGCUGCUAUGUUCCAGUCCACUGUAGUCCUUCAGCCCCCACAGCAGCCUGGUUAUAUCAUCACAGCUGCUGCACCUCCACCACCCUCUGGCCAACCAGUUUCUGCCCCAGGCUACUCACCAUCUAGCCAUCCUGGCAACCAGCAAGUACUCCAGCAGCAGGGAUAUAUGCAGCAACCUGUGCCACAGAUGCCAGCUUGUUACUGUAGCCCCAGUCAGUACCCGCACUCCAGUCCACAGUACCGACCUGUUUCUGUCCAUUACAACACGCAGCAAAACCAACCUUUGGCACAGCCUGGGCAGCAGACAGGUUACCAGGUUUUGCCUAACCAGCAGCAAAACUACCAGGGUUUAGUUGGAGUCCAGCAGUCUCAGAAUCAAAAUCUAGUCAGUGGCCAACACAACAAUGUUGGGAAUCAAAUUCAAGGUGUGAUUGUUCCGUAUCCUUCAGUGCCAUCUUAUCAGGUUUCGGUGCCUCAAGGUUCCCAAGCAGUGCCCCAGCAGACAUAUCAACAGCCUGUUAUAAUUCCCAGUCAGUCAAAUCAAGGAUUGCCCAUUUACUACAGUGUCAUUCCAUCAGGUCAACAAAAUAAUUUAAGUUCAUCAGUAGGAUAUCUGCAGCCCCCUGGAUCAGAGCAGAUACAGUUUCCUAGAACAACCUCACCCUGCAAUUCACAGCAUCUUCAAGGACAGCAGUGUGCAGCACCACCACCAGGUGGGGGAGUAGUAAUGAUGCAGCUAAAUAUACCUAGCAAUCCUCAGCCUCGGAACCACUCACCUCCACAGUGGAAACAGAAUAAAUAUUACUGUGAUCAUCAAAGGGGGCAGAAGUCCACAGAACUUAGCACUUUAGACAGUGCUGCACAGCAUAGUCCUCAACUAGGUAGUCCUGUCACCUCACCGGCCCAGUCACCAGCACCAGCGCAGCUAUCAAACAUGAAGAACAUCCGUCCCACAUUAACACCUCUUUCUAUUGUGUCCCAGUUUUCUAGACCUUUUGUCCCUGGACAAGGAGAUGCCAGAUACCCAUUGCUUGGCCAACCCCUGCAAUACAAUCCACCAUCUUUAUUACGUGGACAAGUAACAAGCCAACAGUGUCAGCCUGGAAACAGACAUGGAAACAGGGGAAAGAAACCAGCAAAGAAGGCUGCUUCAGCCGAUCUUGGUGCAGGAGAACCAGUUGUGGGAAAAGUUCUAGAAAUUACUGAACUGCCAGAAGGCAUAACUUGUAUGGAAGCAGAAAAACUAUUUGGAGAACUUUUAAAAGUUGGUGCCAAGAUUCGGUGGCUAAGGGAUUCGCCGUGUCUACAAACACAGCAGCAGAACCAUCGUCGUUACCAUAGCAGCGUGAACACUGAGCCAUCUAAACCCAGUGACUUGGCUUCCACCUACACGGUUCUAGCUACGUUCCCUACAAUGUCUGCUGCUCAGAACGCAUUGAAGAAACAAAGUAGUACCUCAGUGAACAAGUUCAGGCUGAGAACGAGCAAGAAGCACUACGACUUUCAUGUUCUGGAAAGGGCUAGUUCUCAGUAGUAGUUACAUCAGUGGACACUCAGCCUUUACUACUUCCAUGUCCUCUCCUCAGUUGGAUUGAUGUUGUGGGGUUUCUGCGCUCUUCAUAGAGAUUCCUGGGAUGUGUUAUCUUAUGACAUUAGCCAUUGAAGAAUAAAUAACCCAGUGAUCCAGCAAGAUGAAGAAAAAAAAUACAGAGUUAAUCCCAGACAAUAGCAAGGAAUCAUCUUUGAGACAGGCAGCUGUCUACAAGGAAUGCUGUUGAAAUGUCCCCUACUUUUAUAGUAGUUUUGUUUUAUAUUUUUGAAUUCUUGUAUCAGAUCCAAAGUUUUAUUGUACAGCAAACGUUCAUAAAAAUCCAUAUUCAGAUUUGUAUUUUAUAAUCCCUUUUCACAGCCAGCACACAGCUGUCCAUUCCAAGGCAGGAACCUGAGGAUUGGUGGAGGGGAAAAGAGAACCACUUUCAAGGAAUUACACUCAUUUUUCUAGCAAACUAUCCCAGAUGCUCAAGUUAACCUGUUCUUUAUCCCUUGUGUUUUCUUUUUUUUUUAAGAAAAAACCCCAUAAUUUUAAUAACUCCUUAGAUGGUAAUUUUCUUUUGAGAUUCAUUUGAGCAAUGUCAAAAGAAGUAACAAGGAUGUUGUACCCUUGAAGGAUUUGCUUCUGAUCCAGCGAGUUUAAUCAUUAUUUAAAGGGGAAUAUGAAUAGGUUACAAAGAAUGUUCACUGAAUCACAUUUUAAUAUUUCUUCUUUUUAGCAAAAAUGUGAAGAAACUAAACUGUAUCUUCACAAGUGACAAAAUGUUUGCACUUUAAUUGUGUUCCCACCAGUAUGGAUCUCUUUCUCUUCCUUUUCACGCUAUGAUUAUUGUUUGAUAAGUGCUGGAAACCUUUUUAAUGGUUUAAGUUUUCAUCAUUUACAGAUGCUCACUGGACAUUAAAGAUUCAUUGCACAUAAAUGAAACAAACUUUUUUCAAUUUGUGUAAUUUGCAAGGCUGUACAAUGUGUGCUGAUGCAAGCCUUUUUCAGUUCAAGAAAAUAAAUGUUUACAAACACAAA
Chaetura pelagica (chimney swift) is the source of this 4301-nucleotide messenger RNA. It is a transcript of the gene R3HDM1, whose product is annotated as R3H domain containing 1. NCBI's taxonomy places the organism in Eukaryota, Metazoa, Chordata, Aves, Apodiformes, Apodidae. The record is from RefSeq and is a predicted model, not a curated record. The transcript has 24 exons. Bases 228 to 3263 code for a protein of 1011 amino acids.